Molecule: messenger RNA, 1853 nt
Organism: Aspergillus calidoustus
Lineage: Eukaryota; Fungi; Ascomycota; Eurotiomycetes; Eurotiales; Aspergillaceae
Source: the annotation of a GenBank genome assembly
AUGAAAUCCACGCACGCAGCCAUUGACCACCCACCCGAGGGGAAAGCAGAACAAGAUGCCCCCGAGCCGCAGCAAGACCCUGCAAAGCUUCAGCUCGGCAUCCGCUUCUGGCUCGCGUUCUGGGCGAUCGCGUUUACGAACCUUGCCGCCGCCUUUGACGCGACGACCCUCUCCGUUGCCCUCCCGGCAAUCUCAACAUCCCUCGGCCCCUCCCCCUCUGCCUUCUGGGCCGGAACCUCGUAUCUCCUCGCGUGCACGAUCCUCAUGCUCAUCUGGGUGACGCUCAGCGACGCCUUUGGCCGGCGCCCCGUCCUCCUCACCGCACUGACAUUUUUCACCCUCGGAGUGAUCAUCUGCGCAGUCGCGCACUCCUGGCGCACGCUCCUCGCCGGCCGCACAAUCCAGGGUCUCGGCGGCGGCGGCCUCGUCUCGCUCACCACAGUGAUCAUCACCGACCUCGUCCCGCUGCGGCAGCGCGCGAGCUUCAAUGCGAUGGUGAGUACGGUCUGGGCGGUGGGGAGCGCGACGGGGCCAGUCCUGGGUGGCGUGCUAGCGGUGCGCGGGGCGUGGCGGUGGAUCUUUUGGAUCAAUCUGCCGAUCGUGGCUGUGGGUGCUGCGGGAAUCGGGAUGUUUCUGACGUUGAGCAGGAGGAAGAGGACGAUACGCCAGAAACUGGCCCUGUUUGAUUUCCCGGGCUCGGUUUUGUUCACUGCGUCUGUCACGGCGUUUUUGAUCCCCGUUACCUGGGGUGGUGUGCAGCACCCGUGGGAGAGUUGGCGGACCCUUGUCCCGCUGGUUCUCGGGGCGUUGGGGCUGGCUGCGUUCGUGGGGUAUGAGGUCCUCGUUGCCAGAUCAGCCGGCGGGCCACUCGAUACCGAAACCAGCCCUAGCACGAGGAGGCGAAGCAAGAAGCCCCUCCUCAUCCCCGUCUCGGUCCUCCCCUCCCUCACCACCCUCGCCCUCUACACAACCAGCGCAUUCCACGGCCUGGCCCUCUUCAGCCUCGUCUACUACAUGCCCGAAUACUUCCAGUCGGUCAAGUCCUACACGCCCGUAGUCGCCGGCGUCGCCUCCCUCCCAGGGACAAUCACGACCGUCCCCUGCGCGAUCCUCGUCGGCGUCGUCGUCGGCAUCUCAGGCAGGUAUCGCUGGGCGCUGUGGGUUGGCUGGGCCCUUACCUGUCUGGGUAUUGGGUUGCUUAUCCUCCUCGAUGAGGAGACGAGUGUCGUACAGUGGGUGUUUAUCCAGGGCGUUUCGGGCCUGGGGAUUGGGUGUUUGUUCCCGUCGAUUUCGAUCGCGGUGCAGGCGUCUGUGCCGCAGCGCGAGGUCGGUGUUGCGGCGACGCUGGUGCUGUUCGCCCGGUCGCUGGGCCAGGCGCUGGGUGUUGCGGUGGGCGGGGUUAUCCUGGAUAACCAGCUGCGGAGGCAUCUCUCACCCGGAUUGCUGGCGGGUAUACGCAACAGGACCACCGAGACAUUCGGUGAUCGGGCGCUGAAUGCAGUCACCCUCGUCGAGGUCCUGGACGGGCUAUCAGCUGGCUCUUCGGAGGCGAGAGAGAUCCGCCGCGCGCUGGUCAAGUCGUUCCAGGUGAUCUGGAUGGUCCUGUGUGGGUUUGCAGGGAUGAAUCUGGUGUUUAGUCUCUUUGUGAGAGAGUAUGGGCUUGAUCAGAGGCUAGAGACGGAGCAGGGGUUUGUUCACGCUGGGUCUGGUGGGAGUGGUGGUGCUGCUCAUGAAGACCAGAAGGCUGGAAAGAGCACGGAUGGUUGAUAGUUCAAGUUGGCUUAGGGCAGAGCCUGGGACCGAUAUUGAUUGGUGAGGGUAAUCGGUCGGGAUGCCCUGUUUACGACGCGUAG